Messenger RNA from Erigeron canadensis, 1561 nucleotides. RefSeq names its product gibberellin 20 oxidase 1-like. The record is from RefSeq and is a predicted model, not a curated record. The coding region runs from base 122 to 1279 and encodes 385 amino acids. Gene Ontology annotation, biological process: response to light stimulus; unidimensional cell growth; gibberellin biosynthetic process. Gene Ontology annotation, molecular function: gibberellin 20-oxidase activity. NCBI's taxonomy places the organism in Eukaryota, Viridiplantae, Streptophyta, Magnoliopsida, Asterales, Asteraceae. The transcript has 3 exons.
UAUAAACGGCCUAGCUUGGCGUUUCUUUUAUCAUACCUCCCAAACUCAUCUUACCUUUGUAAUUACUAACACUCUCAAUCUCUCUUUCUUUGUAACUCAAAUUAGAAACAUAAUUAAUGCAAUGGCAAUAGAUUGCAUGAUCAAGACUCCCUCACCUAUGACUCCCCUCAAGGAAGAACAUAAAUUAGAAGACCAAAAAAGGUCACUUGUUUUUGAUGCAUCGGUCCUACAACAUGAAACCAACAUACCCCAACAGUUUAUAUGGCCUGAUCAUGAGAAACCCAACUCCCAUAAGUCUAAGGAACUCGAAGUUCCUUUAGUCGACCUAGGAGGCUUCUUUUCUGGACAGUCAAGUUCAGCUGAAGAAGCCUCCAGCCUUGUACGUGAGGCCUGUGAGAAACAUGGUUUUUUCCUAGUGGUAAACCAUGGAGUUGACGCAAAAUUAAUUUCUGAUGCUCAAAAGUACAUGGACUUUUUCUUUAAGCUCCCGCUUUCAGAAAAGCAAAAAGCUCAAAGAAAAGCCGGUGAGAGCUGUGGUUAUGCUAGCAGCUUCACUGGCCGGUUCUCCUCUAAAUUGCCCUGGAAAGAGACACUCUCUUUCCAGUUCUCUGCAGAGGAGAACUCGGCCAAGAUAGUUUACGAAUACUUCAAGAACACAUUGGGAGAUGAAUUUGUUAGACUUGGGAAGGUUUAUCAAGAAUAUUGCAAUGCCAUGAGUAAACUAUCACUUGGUAUCAUGGAGAUAUUGGGGAUGAGCCUUGGUGUGAAGCAAACUCACUUCAGGGAAUUUUUCCAAGAGAAUAAUUCAAUAAUGAGGCUAAACUACUAUCCACCAUGUCAAAAACCCGACCUUACUUUAGGAACGGGGCCCCAUUGCGAUCCAACAUCCUUAACAAUCUUACACCAAGAUGACGUUGGUGGACUUGAAGUAUUUGUCGACAACGAGUGGUGUUCCAUUGCACCCAAUUCAAAUGCUUUUGUAGUCAACAUCGGUGACACAUUCAUGGCACUUUCAAACGGAAGAUACAAAAGUUGUUUACAUAGAGCAGUAGUGAACAACAAAACCACGAGAAAAUCACUAGCUUUCUUUCUAUGUCCAAAGAAAGAUAAGGUGGUGAGCCCACCUGAAGAAUUGGUGGACGAAAAUAACCCUAGGAUCUUUCCAGAUUUUACAUGGCCUACCUUUCUUGAGUUCACUCAGAAGCAUUACAGAGCUGACAUGAAUACUCUUCACGCUUUCUCAAACUGGGUUCAACAGGAAACAUGCACAACUACUUGAAAAAAGAUUCAUGUCAAAUUAAGUAGUGCAUUAUUCCAUGAAGGUUUUUAUAUAAAUGCAUGGUUUUUAGAUCUUUUCCUUUCUUUUUUUUUUUUUUUUUGUUGUUUCUCUUAAAUAGGGUAAACAAUUUAAGAGGGAAAGUAAUUAAGUAGCUAGCUAGCUAGAUGUUAAUUAAUCUUCAUGGUUUUGUCAAAAUUAGGAAUAAUUAGAGAAAGCACAUAUAGAUGGGUCAAUUUUGUAAUUUUCCUUUGGACUAUAUAAGAAGUGCUUUCUCACUUGGCA